This is a messenger RNA of Fusarium musae, 1414 nucleotides long. RefSeq lists its product as uncharacterized. The transcript is spliced from 2 exons. The annotation marks the transcript as partial. NCBI's taxonomy places the organism in Eukaryota, Fungi, Ascomycota, Sordariomycetes, Hypocreales, Nectriaceae. The record is from RefSeq and is a predicted model, not a curated record.
AUGGCAGACUCUUAUCUUCGUCUCUCGUUUGGCAUCUUGAACAUCUUUGGAUUAGUUCUCCUAUCUUUUAUACCAUGGCCAACUCCUCCUCCCAUCUUUAUCGGGCUGCCUGCCAAGAUUCUGCAGUUUAUUGCCAUCUUCUACAAGGUUGAAUAUGUGCACAUGAUAUGGCGAUGGAUCAGAUAUGAGCCUGUGCAGGCUCCCUCCAAAGACGACAAGCUACCAUUCAUCAGCAUUGUCAUACCCGUCUUCAACGAGUCCGAGUUUGUGAAAAACUCAAUCAAGUCUAUCGAGCUCUCAGACUAUCCCAAAGACAGGAUUGAGUUGAUUGUUAUCGAUGAUGGCUCUACUGAUGAUACAUGGGAACAUGUCAAUAAGGCUGCAGGCUCGGUCUCCACAUCUGGCAUAACACUUCGACUCUUACAGCAUGCACACAACCAGGGCAAAAGGAAGGCCAUACAAACUGGCUUUGCUACUGCUCUUGGAAGUAUCAUCAUAUCCCUCGACUCAGAUAGCGUCGUGGAGAAGGGUGCACUUCGCAAUAUCGUGAGUCCUUUGAUGAAAGAUCCUUCCAUCGGUGCUGUAGCUGGACACUUGGCUGUGUUGAACAUCUCGAGCAUCAGCGUCUUCUCGUUCCAGAGUCUUUUGCCGCGACUCUUGGAUAUUGUCUUCGAUCAUAUCGGUAACCUACCGCGCUCAGCACUCUCAGCUGAAGGGUUUGUCACGAUCCUUCCAGGUGCUUUCUCGGCCUUUAGGGCAGAUGCCGUUCAAUCUCAUAUCGAUAGGCUAUGUACAAGCACCUUCCUUGGCGCACCUUUGAAACAUGGAGAAGAUAUGGAGCUCGCAUACCGAAUUCUCUGCGACGGCUGGAGGACGGUUUACCAAAGCAACGCUGUCGUUCAUACCAUGGCCCCUGAAAGUCUUGAGAAGGCGUUGCUAAUGUUUUCUCGAUGGGAACGUACCAACUAUACUUUCCUCUGCAUGGGAUACCCGGCUUUGACAGUGCAGAAAACACUGAAGCUCUGGCUCGCGAUGAGGCCCCAACGCGUUCAGUCCCCGGAGUUCGUGGACAAGGAAAAACAGGAAGACGAACCCUUCAUCACCAAAGACGGAACAGGAAGCAUAUAUCCAUUCAUCAACGUGGCAUGCAUCUGGCUAAAAGGACCACUAAUGCUCUUGGUCACUUACACGUUGCUGAGAUGUGUGAUUCUAUACCCCAGACAUGCGCUUUGGAUAUUAUUGGAGAUUUCUAUCCUGACAGUUUGGAGGAGCUUCAUGCUCAUUCCAGAUGCCCUACGGGAGAAACAUACAGACUGUUUAUCGUCUGAGCAGUCAGAUGGUAGCCCGCAAGGGCCUAUGGAUGCCAUGAAGGAACAAUUCGCAUUCGGAAAUAUUGCACUUGAUGAUAACGAGA